AUGAAAUAUUUGACUGAGACCCACCGAAUUGAGAUUUUAAUGAUGAUCGAUUACGGGGAGAAUUGUAGAAGUCAAGUUGAAGUAGCAAACUUAUUUAAUCAGCGGAAUCCUCAGUUGCCUAAUAUUUCGCAAGGUUCUGUGUCUAAAAUAUAUACACAAUUCAGAGAACUUGGGCAUGUCAAACCAUUAAAAAGAAAACCGAACUUCAUUGAAGAUGAGGCGCAAACGGAAGACGAUCCAGAUCGUAGAAUGGAAUUCUGCGAAAGAUUGAUUGAGAAGAUUUACUCAAAUGAAAUAGCUCUUGGCACAAUUCUUUUUUCUGAUGAGUCAACAUUUACAUUGAACGGAGAGGUUAACCGCCAAAAUUGUAGAUAUUGGUCAGCGGAGAAUCCUCAUUUGAUGCGUGAGACACACACUCAGUAUCCUCAAAAGUUGAAUGUUUGGUCAGGUAUUAUAGGAGAUCAUAGUAUUGGUCCCAUAUUUGUAGAUGUAAAUGUUUUGCUAGUAUGUUUUGGCAGUAUGCUGGUUUGGACUUCCCCAGUACUACCAAAACUACAAUCCAAUGACACUCUAGUCAAUCCAAUAGGACGACCGCUCACUGUAUGGGAACUUUCAAUUCUCACCGCAACUUAUCCAUUGGGCUUAGUCACAGGCACAAUACUAAUUGGAAAAGUACCAGACCUUAUUGGAAGAAAACGGACUCUAAUAUGUAUUUCAACUGGUGUUCUCAUCUCCACUAUCGGUCUAUACCUUGCGAAAAACAUUACCACUUUACUUAUAUUUAAAUACAUUAUAUCAGUAAGUUUAGGUGGUGGACCAGUUUUAAUACCCACUUAUACAUCGGAGAUUGCUGAAGACCAUAAUCGAGGUCGUUUGGGAUUUUUUAUGACCUUUGGAAUAAUAUUUGGCGAGUUAUACGGAAACAUUAUUGGCGCUGUGACUUCUGUUAGUAUUUUUUCUUUACUAUGCGGAAUACCUGCACUAGUGUGUCUUAUGUGUUGUACGUACUUGCCUGAAUCCCCAGAAUAUUUGUUAAUGAAGGGAAGAAAAGAUGAGGCUAUUUUAGCACUUAAGAAAUUAAGAAAACACAAACUUAUUACAGAUAUCGAGAAUGAGUGUUUGGAUACACAAAAUAUGGUCAAAAGUGAUUGUUUGCCAAAGACAAGUUUUUUUAAGCGCAUAAAGGAAGAUAUGGGUGUUAGAAAGGGAUUUUAUAUUGCAGCUACAGUUUUAAUCAUACAGAAUUCUGCAGGGCCGAAUAUAGUAGCAGCUUUCCUUAAUCCAAUUUUAAGUGAAGCUGUACCAGAGCUUUUAGGUGUACCUAGGACCCGUUUUAUCAAGUUAAAGAGAGAAUUAACGCCAGUCUGCCUUUUAGAAGUUCCGUCAUGGUCUCAGGAUGGAUGGAAUUAACGGAAUCGGGAUAGC
This is a messenger RNA of Diabrotica balteata, 1425 nucleotides long. The record is from the annotation of a GenBank genome assembly. NCBI's taxonomy places the organism in Eukaryota, Metazoa, Arthropoda, Insecta, Coleoptera, Chrysomelidae.